CGCUUGUCGCCGCCAGCCACCGAAUCGAUGUAUCUGCGAUAUCAACGAUUGACAUUCGGUAUCAACGCUUGAACACCCUUGUAACCGGGUUUGGAGGCUGCAUUUCCAUCGGGUCCUCGCUCUGUCCGUUCCCUCCGCAUUGGUACGGUCCUCGAGACCCUUAAAUCGCUCUUUUUUUACGCUUGUUAUCCACCCACGCUCCUUUCAAUUUCAACAUGGUCUCUCCGACAAGAUCCCUGCUGCUCGCGCUUCUGACGCUGAGUGGUCUGGAUAUCACCGCAGCCGAGAGCGCAACCGAGGCGCAAGACUUGCGGGCUCGGCACUACCUUGAGGGUCGCGCAGUGAGCUCGUCUGCGAUCGCGUCCCCAGCUACCACCUCUACCACAUCAACCGUUGAGACGAGCGUUGCUAGCUCGACGACAGGUGCGGCAGAUUCCAGCACCGUAUCUGUUGAAGGCGCCCCUGUGGUGGUGGUUGUGCCAGUAACCCUCUCAGUGGACGCGUACGGCGUAACGCACACCAUCGUCGGUACGCAACCGUAUAUCCCUGGGGCUUCAACGAGCUAUAGUGCGACAGCAAAGACUGCGGAGAAGGCGUCUCCCCCGCCAGUUGUUCCUGCAUCAGCUACCACCACUGCUAGCGUCAGCACAACAAGCUCGACCACCGCAAGUGAGACCACUACGUCCCAAUCUGCGGUGCGAGCCGACAAAACCAGCCCUGUCGCAUCAGCUACUUCGGAGUCUGGCGCGAAGGUCGACACUACCACGUCUGAGAAGUCAUCCACUUCGGAAUCCGCCGUGAAGGUAGACACAACCACGCCUGUCAAGUCAUCUACAUCCGAGUCCGCCGUCAAAGUGGACACCACGACUUCCGACAAGCCAUCUUCUACGUCCGAGUCUGCUGCAAAGGUCGAUACUUCGUCUUCGGCCGUUGCUGCUGCGACUACCACUACUGGCGAUUCUCUUGGCGGCUCGCUUGAGAGCUUUGUAUCAAGCUUGCUCGCGGGCUCCACGACCGCUCCCUCUAGCGUUGGUAACAGCGCUGCCACGGCUAGCUCUGCUGUGGCGGUCCCAGAGUCCAGCACCUCUACUCCUGGAAGUACCGCCGGGAUCAUUGGCGUUCUGUCGAGUCAGACUUCUUCCACCGAGAGCUCUGCCAGCGAGAGUUCUACGGCAUCUCCUUCAGCUACCUCAGCUGUUCAGACUCCUGCAUCUCAGAGUUCUGCCACUUCUACCCCCGCUGCAAGCUCUGUGGGGAUUAUCGGCGUUAUCUCGAGCCAAAGUUCUACCGAGACAUCUACUGGAAGCUCAACUGUUUCUCCCUCUACUACUGAGAGCUCGUCUGUCCAGUCUUCCGCUGCCCAGAGCUCCGUCACAUCUACUCCCGUGGCAAGCUCUGCUGGUGUGAUUGGCCUCACUUCAAGCCAGAGCUCUUCUACCGAGAGCUCUGCCACGGAGAGCUCGACUGCGUCCCCUUCUGCUGCUCAGAGCUCAGCUUCUCAGACUUCUACCAAGCCCGUGGCAAGCUCUGGAGUGGUUGGCACUAUUUCGAGCCAGAGUUCUUCAGCCGAGAGCUCUGUUGCUGGAAGCUCAAAUGUUGCGCCCUCUACUACCCAGAGCUCCUCUGUCCAAUCUUCCGCAGCCCAGACUUCCGUCACAUCUACUCCCGUGGCAAGCUCUGCUGUUGUGAUUGGCCUCAUUUCAAGCCAGAGCUCUUCUACCGAGAGCUCUACCACGGAGAGCUCGACUGCGUCCCCUUCUGCUACCCAGAGAUCCGCAGUCCAGAGCUCUGUUGAGGCCACUGCCACUCAAGCCUCUCCUCUGGCAUCCAACUCUGCCUCUCAGACCGCUUCCAGCCAAGCUUCCACUGCCACCAGCAACGCUGCUCAGACUACUGAGGCAGCCUCUUCCAAGGCCAUUAUCUCCGCAUCUCAGGACGCCGCCUCUACGACUACUCCUGGCGCAUCGGGUCUGGUGGGUAUCCUGUCGAACCUGUUGUCAGGCACCACCUCUACUGAAGUGCCGUCGUCAGCUACUGCAUCUGGCUCGGCUACUGCACCCGUUUCCACCGCGUCAGGCUCUGUCACUGCCUCUGAAUCUGCCGUUGCCCCCGGUUCGACCGCUUUGGCGGGCUCGACGACUGUUUCCGGCUCGGUGAUUGCUUCCGAAUCCGCCAUCUCUUCUGGUUCCGCGACUGUGUCUGGCUCCGCUCCUGCGGCUGCUUCGACCGUAUCUGGAUCCACCGCUGUUUCGGGCUCGAUCUCUGCUACCGAAUCUACCUUCGUGUCCGCCUCGGCUGUCCCCUCCAGCUCGGUUCCUGGUUUGGUCAUUUCGUCUGAAUCUGCCGCCUCUAGUGCCGUCACUACGUCUGCUCCUGCUGCCUCUGACUCGGCCACGGCAUCUACGCCAGUUGUCGUCGCUGGAUCGAGCUCGGUAACUGCCACGAGUGCCAGCGCUUCCGUGGAGCCAGCGCUCCUCAGUUUGAGCAUGAGCUUGCCCACCAUCCCUCCAACCACCACCAAGGCUGUUGCUGAGACCACCACUGUGCAGCCCCCCACAUCCAGCACAGCGAACGCGGAUGAUUGGAUGCCAUCCAGCAUUCUCAUUGUCGGAACCACGACUACUACGACUGAGCCCACGGGAACUGCCACCAAAGCUGCCACCACCACGACAGCUGCUGCGCAGCUUCCUGGCUCGAUCUCUCCGGCUGGGGGCAUUCCCAACGAACCCAAGAACUCAACGUUGAUCCAAAUCGGUUUCAAUGGCAAGCUUCGGUACAGCUUCGUGGCCACGACUGCCUUGUCUUCGUCGCAGAUCUUCACGUAUGUUCCCCAGGGGCUUGAGUACGCCCUGUCGGCCAAUGGUAGUGAAGUCGUGAUGUACGACAUUCAGCCGUACGACAACUCGGCCAGCACUGGGUACAUCGCCACUGUCGCUCUGGCUUACAUCCCAUCGGGUGACGUGGACACUUUGUCGCAAAUGCUCCACAAUCCGAUUUCCAAACUGUAUGAGCAGCCCAAUCAGACUGUCAAGACAUUAAUGUCGAUGAUCGAUCCCUCGAUUCCCCUAGUUGUUAGCGCCGGGUCCUCGUCCGGUGGCGGCUCAUCUGGGAGCAGCGGAUCCGGCAGCAACAAGGGUAGUGAUGACGGAGGAUAUGACCAGUCGGAUGCCGGCACGAGCAGCAGCAGCACCACCAAGGCCAGCGCCGUUGGCAUUGGUGUCGGAGCCGUUGCCGGUGCUGCCGCCUAUGGAGCUGGUAUGUUCUGGGUGGCUCGUCGGUAUCGCAAGAAGCGUCAACUGCACCAGCGUAGCCCCUCGGCCGUGGAUCAGAUGAGCGAGGGCCGCGGAUCCGCAGCCCUUGCUGCCGGGGGCCGCAUUUCCCGUGGCAGCCAGAACAGCCGUGGCACUGGUCGGACACAAAUGAUCAGUGCGCCUGUCAUGGCUGAAAAUUCACUUGGGUGGAACUGACCAGGGUCUUUGUUUUUGUUGCGAGGUGUGUUCCAUGAUAGACUGGGGAAAUAAGACCAAAAGAAAGAAACACGGAGAAGAAAACAGAGACAGGA
Aspergillus japonicus CBS 114.51 is the source of this 3562-nucleotide messenger RNA. Its product is annotated as putative mucin family signaling protein Msb2. The transcript has 2 exons. The record is from RefSeq and is a predicted model, not a curated record. Gene Ontology annotation, cellular component: plasma membrane; cell surface; site of polarized growth. Gene Ontology annotation, molecular function: osmosensor activity. NCBI's taxonomy places the organism in Eukaryota, Fungi, Ascomycota, Eurotiomycetes, Eurotiales, Aspergillaceae. Bases 216 to 3467 code for a protein of 1083 amino acids. Gene Ontology annotation, biological process: establishment of cell polarity; signal transduction involved in filamentous growth; fungal-type cell wall organization.